Xyrauchen texanus (razorback sucker) is the source of this 4749-nucleotide messenger RNA. Its product is annotated as myelin protein P0-like. The transcript has 6 exons. The coding region runs from base 86 to 718 and encodes 210 amino acids. NCBI's taxonomy places the organism in Eukaryota, Metazoa, Chordata, Actinopteri, Cypriniformes, Catostomidae. Gene Ontology annotation, biological process: myelination. Gene Ontology annotation, cellular component: membrane. The record is from RefSeq and is a predicted model, not a curated record.
UCUCAUCCCCGUCAUCCCUUUUCUCUGUCACUCGCUCUCUCGGUGCCCCUCACUUACUGACCAGCGGGGAGAUCAGAGAGAGAUCAUGCUGUCUGUACUGGCACUGACGACCGUGGUGCUCACGGGCAUAGUCUCUCAGACCGCAGCUAUAGUUGUGUACACGAGCUGGGAGAGACAUGCUCUGGUGGGCACAGAUAUCAGACUUUCCUGCUCUUUCUUCUCCUGGCAUUGGACUUCUCCAGACGUGACCUUCUCGUGGAGCUACCGUGCAGAUGGGGCUAAAGACAGCAUUGCAAUUUUCCACUAUACAGGUGGAUCCCCUUAUAUGGAUACCAAAGGCCCCUUUAAGGACCGCCUGGAGUUUGUGGGCAACCCUGCUCGCCGUGACGGUUCGAUUGUGAUCCAGAACCUGGACUUAAGUGACAAUGGAACCUUCACCUGUGAUGCCAAGAACCCACCCGACAUAGUGGGUCGCCCCUCCAGUGUUCGUCUGCUGGUGUUUGAGACGGUUCCUGUUCAACCUGGUGUGAUAACAGGAGCGAUUAUUGGCGUAGUGUUGGGACUGCUGAUCCUCAUUGUGGCAAUUUACUAUCUGAUGCGUUUCCUGGUGGCCAGACGAGUGUUCAGCUUGAGCUUGAGCAAACAUGGCAGGAAAGGCAAAGGAAAAGAAGGCUCACCGCAAAAACAGAAACGGAGAGUUCCCCUGGUUUCCUUCUAACCACUCGUUUACCACUUCAAUCUUUUUCUUCCUCCUUUUUCUUUUCUAUAAUGAAACUACCUCCCUUAUUCUGACUCUCCAUAUCUGUUACACUCAUCUGACCAUCCCAGUCUAACCACAAACCCUUUCUUUUUCUUUCUUGUCCUUUUCUCUCUUUUUUCUCUCCCUCUAUAUCUUUAUUUCUCUCUCUCUCACUUUCCUCCCGUAGUGACUCACUCCUCCCCUCUCCACGCUCCCUCUCUCUUUCCAGGCUUCGGUUCUGACAGAUCCGGCCAAGCAGAAGGUGGUGGCAUCAGAGAAGAAGAAACAAGAGUCUCGACGGGAGAAGAAAUAGGGGUUAAGAAGCAGAGAGCUAGAGCUCCAGGGUGGGGCUGCCUCCACCCAGGCCCAAGCCCCGGAGGAGGCAGCGGGGAUGGGCAGACAGGGCAAGGUGCUAAUGACCAUUGAGCUAGAACUCACUAAACAGGAGAGGGAGGAAACACAAACUAAAACAACCAUUGGCCCGUUUUUCUCUAAACUAGUGCGCAAAAUCACUCUCAAAUGAGAGAGAAGGGUGUGAAAAGAGGGGUGGUGGAGAGUUUUGGAGGAGAGGAGUGACAUAUGAAUCCUCAAAGCAGGAGGACAGGAGAAGUCUUUUUUCAUUUUAAUCUCGGCAUGAGUCCAUUCACAUUUAUUCAUUUGUCAAACAACUUACAGUGUGUUCAAGGUAUACAUAUUAUCACUAUGUGUGUCCCCCUGGAAUCGAACCCAAGACCUUGGUGUCGCUAGUGCCAUGUUCUACCAGUUGUGACAUAGGAGCACAUUAAACACAAAGUUUCGGAAAAGACUGCGGGCCUUAGAAUUAGGGCUGUCGUCACAGUAAAUUCCAACCCGGUCUCAUGACUAGUCAUAAUAGUUAGUACAAGAUGGCAAAAUCAUAAGAAAUCGUAAGAGUUGGCUUGUUCAAAAAUUCCCAUAGAGAAAAAUAAACGAAAAAUAACGAAAUUAUGUUAUGUUCCUAAGUUUAAUGACUUACCUAAACUUCAGCAUUAAGUGUAACCCCUUACUCAUACUCUAAACCUGAUGAUGAUUUUAAUAGGAAAAUACAUUUUGGGUACCACGGAAGAAAGAAAACAUUGGAGUUCGGAACUUAAUAAGAGAAGCAUAUUACAGGUUAUUGACAUACAUCAGUCAUUUGUAUUGCAUAAAUAAAAAUGGAAGGAGUAACCAAAUUUGCUCAGUGACGCUGGAUAUUGGAGGCUAUGUCAUACCUGUUUUGUCUCGAUUUGAAAUUCAGUUUGUUGAUUGACUGGACUCUAUGGGAAUAAAUGUCUAACCAUUUCGUACAAGUCAAAUUUAAUGAUAUGUUACGAUUUUGUAGUCUCGUAUGAAUGAUUACAAGUUGUCAUAAGACUAUGUUUGUAAAAUCUCAUCGGUACAUUGUAUAUUAUGUAUCUGUUCUGACCGGCUAUGAAGUUGCUGUGAAAUUUCCACUUUCAGUGAGGAAAGAAACAUUUCUUGCUGCUCUAAAUUUGUAGCAUUUCAUGCCCAGUUAGAAAAUAACACUUCAACUGCAUCACAUAUUCAAACACAAACACACACACACACUUACACUCGUAUUUGUGGGAGCUGUACUGGUGGAAGAAUGGGGAAGCUUUCUCUUGUUAAGUGACAGACUGUUCUGCAGAAUCUCUCGCUUUCACACAGCUGUGACUGCACACAUGCAAUCUAAUUCAAGAACACAAUUUUAGGCACACAUUUUUCACACUCUGUACUAUUUCUAUAGUUGCUUUGGAAACUUUAUAUUACUGUAACUGUCUUUUUUUUCUUGUUCUCUUCCCUCCCUCUGUCUCUCUAUCUCUUGUAUUUUUUUCUGUUUCUCUGUUUUUCUGCAUAUCUUUGUUCUUUCAAUCCUCUAAUCUCUCUUCUUUAUAGUUUUUCUGACACUUGUUUAAUGUUUCACCUAUAAUUCAAUUCUCUCAUCAUUUGAUAUAAUGGUGCUAUAACAUCACUUCCUCUGCCACUGUAGACCGGCCCCUUAAAGUAGCUCCCCUGACCCCCAACACGCUCAUUUACUUGAUGCUAAAUAUAUGAUUUGUAUUUUUAGCCUUGGAAUCACAUAAACACUUCAAACACUGUUAAAAACAUUAUGUAUGUAUGACCAUUUUUCAUCAAAUCUCCAUCAGUUUUCACACACACACAUUAACAGUCCCAUUGUGCAUCCCAUCAUGCAGUUUUAAGUUUAUUUUGACACGUUCCACACUGACUUAAAGAGUCUAUGUGUGUGUGUCUGUGUGUCUAUGUGUGUGUUUAGUCUGACUGCAGUGACUGAAAUCCACUGAAUGACGUCGAUACUGUUGGCAGAGACACACACAAACACACAGAGUGAGAGUUACUGAAAACUCCAAGCCAAAUUCUCACGUCUGUCUGCAUAAGCUGUUGUCUGACAAACAGCUGAUUAUUUUAACAUUCACUUGUAACCAGAGAACACACACACACUGAACUAUGAACUAUGUGAACUAUGAUCCCUUUAAAAAUCUUUCUUUUAUAGUGCCAAUUUCUCUUGACACUUUCCACACAUAUCGUUUAGAAAGGCUCAUCACUCCAUCUCGAGUUAUCUUUUCACUCUCUUUUCCUCCUCUUCUCUAACUGUCACAAAGAUAACACCACCACCACCACCACCUCGGCUAUGAUCGGAUUAGCAUACUACCAUACUGCUUGUACUAUUUCUGCAGUAUAUAGCAUGUAUACUGUGCAUACUAAGCGAAAGCAUGGAAUACCUGGAUGACCUACGACUUAUUUGGCAAAAUGUGCAGUAUACAACCGAGUAUCUUUUUCUUGACUCAUUAUAUGAUCGUGCCACCAAAAGUUAUUUUGUUGAAGAUAUCUUUACACAAACUUUAAUUAAAAAUGCUAAAUAAUCGUAUUUUUACUGGAUGCCACUCCCUAUACAGUAUACAGUAUAUCCUGCACAGUAAGCAGUAGGAUAGUAUCCCAUUUCGAACAUAGCCUUCUUUGCAUGCCCUUUUUAUGCUGGUAAGAAAACACCAAUGCUCUUUACUGCCCCCUGCCACCCACAGGAGAAAAUUCGCAUUCGGCUAUUACGUCGCAAUUGUGGCGAAAAAAAAAAAAAAGCUAAUCUAGCUAGCUCUCUGCUGACUUCGAAAGGUGCGUGUUAUUCACGCGUUUGCAUAUGUAAAGUUUUAGUCCAACGACAUGUCUGUAAUCCUUCCACAUGUUAGGAGAACAAAACAAGAUUAUAGCAAUAUUCGUUAUGUCAUUGUAAGUACAUUUAGUAAUGCUGUGCGGUAGCACCCUGGUACUGUUUGUGUGUUGAAUGCAGAAAUGUAAUAUAAUUUAAUGAUGUUUAAUAUUAUUUCUGCACUUUCUUUUGACUGACAUGGCAGAAUUCAUGUGGUGGUUCUGUUUACAUGCUAAGACCACAGGAAGUUUUGCAAUAAGGACAGAAAGAUAUCGGAAAGUUUUUUGUUUUGUUUUUUUGUGAGGAAAAAAGUGGAAAAACUGGGAGAAAGACUUGGACUGAAUUCAUAUUCAUGUGAAAAGCCCAGCCAAAAUCCAAUAAACUUCUCAAUUUCACAGGUUAUGGCUUUCUUUCCAAGUCUUCAUGUCUGUGCAUGUCAGCACAGAGCCAGAGAGGGUUUCAUCUGAAAUGCUAAGAAAAACUGUAGCGUUGCAAGGGAUUGAGGGAAAUUAUAUGUUUGUUAGCCUACACCGAUGCUUUUUAUGCAUCUCAAAGUAAAUGUUGAACAGCCACAUGGUACCUGCCAUUAAACUGUGUUUAAAUAUCGGGGAAUUCCCAUGUUGUAUGUAUUAUGCACCUGUAUUGGUGCAGGUCUGAGUAACCAUUCUCUCUUUAAAAUCCAUUUACAAUUUCUAAUUAUUUUUACUUUUAUGUUGACUUUAACCUAUCUAACUGUGGUUUUCUGUAAAAUGCAUUGUAAAAAGAAAGUAUAUCUCAAGUUCAGAUUUUAGAAAAGAGUCAAUAAAAAUCAGAUCCCUUGUGUGUGUUUGUGUGUGUGUGCAAUGGAUUA